Molecule: messenger RNA, 2106 nt
Organism: Geosmithia morbida
Lineage: Eukaryota; Fungi; Ascomycota; Sordariomycetes; Hypocreales; Bionectriaceae
Product: acetoacetyl-CoA synthetase
Exons: 3
Biological process (GO): lipid metabolic process
Cellular component (GO): cytosol
Molecular function (GO): acetoacetate-CoA ligase activity
Source: RefSeq, a predicted model, not a curated record
AUGGCUCAAGAGCUCUGGCGGCAUGCCGACCCCUCCUCCACGCCCAUGUGGCGCUUCCUCCAGCAGGUGAGGGGCAAGCAUGGGCUCCCCGGCUCCGAUUACCAGAGCCUGUACAGAUGGAGUGUCGACCAUGUCGGUGACUUCUGGGACGAGUGCUGGGACUUUGUCGGGGUCAAGGCCUCGGUUGGGAGAGGCAAGGCCCUGGACGACGAUGAUGCGCCGAUGUUUCCGCGCCCCGACUUCUUCGCCGGGACGCGGCUCAACUUUGCGGAGAACCUGCUCUUCCCCCCCGCGACGGAGCCGGCGCUGGACGAGUCGUCCCCCGCGCUCUUGACGGUGACAGAGCUGUCCGGGUCGUCGGGGGCCAGGUCCACGUCGUGGGCGGAGCUGCGCGAGGCGGUGCGGCGGUGCGCGGCGUCACUCCGCGACGCGCCCGUCUGGCUGGGGCGGGGUGACGUGGUGGCCGGGUACGUGUCGAACCACGCCGAGGCCAUCGUGGCGAUGCUGGCGGCGGCGUCGGUGGGCGCGGUGUGGACGUCCAUCAGCCCGGACAACGGGGUGACGGCGGUGCUGGACCGGCUCACGCAGAUCGAGCCAAAGGUGCUCUUCGCCGACAACGGCUCCGUCUACAACGGGAAGAGCUGGCCCAGCACGGCCAAGACGACGGACAUCGUACGCGAGCUGGCGGCGCGGGGCGGCGGGGCCCUGACGGCCGUGGUCGUCAUCGACACCGUCGGCGGGGACCUUGGGCUGCGCGACCUCGAGGCCCUUGUUGGCGGCGGCGGCAGCAGCAGCAGCAGCAGCAGAGGCCUAGACCUGGCGACGGACUACGAGACCUUCCUCUCACGGGCACCCCCGGCGACGGAAGCGCCCCCGAGGUUCGAGCAGCUCCCGCCGUCGCACCCGCUGUACGUGCUCUUCUCGAGCGGCACGACCGGCCUGCCCAAGGCCAUCGUGCACACGGCGCUGGGGACGCUCCUGCAGCACAAGAAGGAGCACAGGCUGCACUGCUCGAUGGGCGCGGGCUCGCGCCUGCUCUACUACACCACCACCUCGUGGAUGAUGUGGCACUGGAGCGUGGGCGCCCUGGCCGUGGGCGCCACGCUGGUGCUGUACUCCGGGUCGCCGUUCCGGCCGCGCGGUCUGCUGUCGCUGCCCCGGCUGCUGUCGGACCUGCGCGUCACCCACUUCGGCACCUCGGCCGCCUACCUGACGGCCCUGGAGGCGGCGGGCGCGCACCCUCUGCGGGACGAGCCGGACAUGGACCUCUCGCGCCUCGAGGCCAUCUACUCCACGGCCUCGCCCCUGCCCCCCUCGACGUUUGGCUACGUCUACGACGCGUUCCCGGGCCACGUCAACCUCGCGUCCAUCACGGGCGGCACCGACAUCAUAUCCCUGUUCGGCGCGCCGUGCCCCCUCCUCCCGGUGCGCGUGGGCGAGAUCCAGUGUGCCGGGCUGGGCAUGGCCAUCCGCGUGCUCGACAGCGACGGCGACGGCGACGCCGGGGGCGAGGUCGCGCCGGGCGAGCCGGGCGACCUCGCGUGCGUCCGGCCGUUCCCCUGCCAGCCCCUGACCUUCUGGGGCCCCGACGGCGACGCCAGGUACCGCUCCGCCUACUUUGAGCGCUUCGCCGGCGUGUGCGGGGCCGCGGGCCCGGUCUGGCACCACGGCGACUUCGUCAGGAUGCUGGACAGCUCGACCGGCAGCCUGAUCAUGCUGGGCCGGUCGGACGGCGUGCUCAAGCCGUCGGGCGUGCGCUUCGGCUCCGCAGAGAUAUACAACGUGCUCACGCGCUUCUUCCCCUCCGAGGUCGAGGACGCCGUGUGCGUCGGCAGGCGGAGGCCCGCGGACGCGGAUGAGACGGUCUGCCUGUUCGUCGUCAUGGCGGGGGGGAGGACCCUGGACGACGGGCUGGCUGCCGAUAUCAGGCAGAGGAUCAAGACUGAGCUGAGUCCUAGACAUGUUCCUGGUGUCGUGGACCAGUGCGGUCCCAGUGGGAUUCCUAAGACGAGUAAUGGGAAGAAAAUCGAAGUCGCUGUCAAACAGAUCCUGUCUGGUAUGCGAGUCAAGACCAAUGCCAGCGUUGCCAACCCCGAGGCUCUGACU